Molecule: messenger RNA, 7092 nt
Organism: Cladocopium goreaui
Lineage: Eukaryota; Dinophyceae; Suessiales; Symbiodiniaceae
Source: the annotation of a GenBank genome assembly
AUGCAGCUGUUGAAGAGGAAGGUGACAUUGGGACAACGUCUCGGCGGGGAAGAAGCUGAAGCUAAAAAAGCGAAUGUGGACUCCAUACAGCAAGCACGAAAAGCAGUGGCUUGCAUUGUGCUUCAGUGCUUCACUACGUUCAUUGACGGCUUCAGCCAUGAUGAUCAACGAGAGAAGAAUGCGUUGGAUGAUGUGCUUGGUGCUCUUGACUAUGUCCUUGACAUCAGUGACAGCUCCACCUCAGCACGCGAGCCUGCCAGGAAACGUUCCAAGACCAGCCGAGGAAAACUUGAUGGCCAACAUGACACGGGUGAUGCGUCUUCGGCUUCGUCAAGAUUGAAGACGAUCUCAUUUUGUGUUUCCCUCUUCCUUGAGUUUGCAUUCCAAGGCGAGGUGUGUGUGGGUGGCAGGCUCAUCAAGAUUUACAGCAGCUUGCGCUCAGAAUUGCAACAAAUCAUGCUCAGUGCACAAGACACAUUCUCAGCAAAUUCCGCCGAUGGCAAGAAGGUGGAUGCAAUGGAGCUCGCUGCGCUGUUGACUGAACAAUUUGCAGACAAGCCUGUGAUGAGUGUGGUUGGUGAUGAUGAAGAAGAGGCAUGUGCAAAACGGGUGAUUGCUGCAAUGAACAUUGAUUCUCAAAAAGAAGCCAUCAUCAAGCUGCUCCAGGAGUUUGUCACCAAGCAGCUUCACCUACCUCUUUUGCUUCACCCAGUGCCACAGCAGACUCUGCUUGGGCUGUCAGCCUUGUCAACAAAGCUGAACACAAUUGUUGAUCUUGUGGCAUUUGCCCAGAGCAAAUUGGAGGAGUUGUUUCCUUUUGCUUGGGUGCUGUUUGCGUCUGAUGUCUCGGAAGUUUUCGUUUGCAAAGGCCACUUCAUUGAAGCCAGUGGUCAGGUGUUCAACAAUGACCGAGAGAAUGUCGACAGAUUGACUUCUUUGAGGUUGCAAUACUUGAUGCUCAUCCUGAAAGAGGCGGUACCUUCUGUGUCCAACAUCAGUGAUCAGGAACGCAGUCUGAUUUUGCAAAUGGCAGGACUCCAGCUUGAUGAUUCACAUUUUGUUUGCUUGUGCACCUGUGACUUGCUGAUGAGUUCCACUGACUGGUCUUUGACGUGGUCCAAACAUCUUUCAGAAAGUCAAGAUGUCGGGACAUUGUGUGAGGGCAUGAUGGCAACCUUUGGAUUGGAGAGGGAUGCCUUGAUUGCCAAGAACAAUACCAGCAAAGCAUGCAAAACAACAUCUACCUCCGCUACAACACCACCUGAGGUCCCAGAGGGGAACGCAACGGCCCAACGACCCGAAGAUUUGGAAGGCAACAAUGGGAAAGGAGAUGGAGCUGCUGAAGCGGCUGAAGCUGGCGAUGUUGAAAGUGGUCAGGCUAUGUUUGCCGAAUCUUUGCAGGCAAAGUCAUUGGGCUUGUCCAAGUUCACAUUCUCAAGCUCUUUCUUCAAAUGCUUGCAAUCACAGCUUGAAGCAGCUUUGUGGCAACACUACUUGCUGAACACAACCAAUGAGAGCAGCAAUGUGGUUGUCAACAUGAGUGCCAAAAAGACCGAGACAUUCGUUAAGCCAAGACGUGCUUGCCAUUCGUCACUCUGUUUGGCGUCCCCUUUUGGAUUGAUGAUUGCCAAUCAGCUGACAUACUUAUUGGUGCCAGCAUGGAGCUGCAAAACAGUGACGAGGGCAGACAUUGCAUACUUCAAAAUGCAGACCAAAAAGUGCAAAGUCAUCAUUGUCAAUGAGAACAUGGCAGAAAAGUCUGAGAAGAAGCCUGAUGAUGCUGAUGUGGCAAUAUUGCCAAUGCUCUCAGUCCUCCUGGUCCAAGUUGAUCAAGCAGGAACAGGAUCCAAUGAUGAUGGCGAUGCCGGUGAUGUGGUUCCCUCGUGGGCAUUGAAGCACAGGCAUUGCACGACGGAUGCUGUUUUGACAAGCUUGGUUCCAUUGUCAGAUGUGGAAGCAAAAGUUCAAAAAGAAGUGGCACUGCAGAAGCAACGUGCUGAAAAGCAAGCCAGGUCUGAAGUUGACAAAUUCCUGAAACAACGCAAGGAUCAGCAGCAAAGUCAAUCUCAGCAGGCUCAGGGAAAGGUCAAGAAGGAGAAAAAGCAUGCCAAGGGUGGUGGUUCAUCCGUGGACAACCUUGCUGAGGCAUUGUAUGUUGAUGGUUUGCCUGAUGACCCAAAGGCAAAGAUUGCUGCUCUGGAAUCGAUGGUUGCCACGCAGGUGAAGUUGGACAAUGUGAUCAAGAACGCCAAAGAGAAGAUCACUGUACCGGACAAAGUGGCGAUCACCAGGAUGGCUUCAGAGGAAGCGAAGACGUCAUCAUCAGGUCGUGCGAAGGCAAUGCAAGAGGCAUUAGCAGCAGCAAAGCUCGCAGAGGAGGGCAAAUCCAAUGCAGCGCAGGAAAACGAAGAGAUCAUCAAGGUAUCUUUGGGGCUGGGUGCGCUACGUGGUUUUGCAGACAAGUCAUCCGGGAAGACCAUCGCAAAGAAAACCAAAGACAAGAAGGCAUCGGAAAGUACCGAUCAGUACAAGAUGGGGUUUCCAGCUGAAACCAUGGAAGAGCUUUUGAAGGCUUCUGGAAAAACUCACAGCAAGCUCAUGGCGCUGCUGGAGUAUGACAGAUGGGAGGCAACAUGUGACCUCCUCCGAGCCUGUGGUGAAGCAUUGCGCUCUCCAGAACCUCCUCCAGCACGUGGUGAUGAGAGCAACAGCAGUGAUGAUGACGACAGCAUUGGGGAAGCUCCGGCUUCGGCGGCUCCACCAUCCCAGAAGUGGGAAUGGGAGUGGGAGUUGGUGGAAUCGAUGAACAACAAGGGACGGAAAGCGCUUAUGUGCCUGUUGUCAUUCCUGCUCGGUUUGAUGGUGCUACCAGUGUUCGCUUUCAUCGCAAGUUUUAGCAUUGAUGAUCGAGAUCCCAUCUUUAUUGUGAUUCCUUGCUUAUCCUCUACUCCAGAAACUAUUUUGUGUGCUCACCACAAAAUGGUGAUUUGCGCUUCGUGGAUUUUGCAAUCAUUGCUGUUCCACAAGCCAGAAGAAUCAAUGAUUUCAGCUCUGUUGCUGCCCCUUCUCUUCGGCAUUUUGGUUUGGCAAACGUGGCGCUGGGAAACCUUUGAUGACUACUACUUGCUGAAGCGUGUGGUCUCGGUUGUGACCACGUAUAGUUUGGAUCCAUUUUGGACCAUCUGGUGGAGGCUGAGUCAGCUCUUCAUUGUUAUGAGCGUUUGGAGAUUCCUGAAGGCCAAAUGGCAAAGCAUUUGCGAGGCAGUGGUAUUCUAUGAUAAGCAGGACUCAUGGAUUCUAUGCUCAUCUUUCAUCGGCUUCAUUUGCAGUCUCUGCACCUGGAGCUAUUGGGCGGAUUAUGUCUUGCACGUGGACAUCCACAGCACCAAGAGUUUCAUCCUUGGUCUCAUCAUCGGUGGCCACAUCAUCUUGCGGCAGAUCCCCGAUGAGAUCUUACAAUCUUAUAGCGUCGACCGGAAGAUGAAUUGGAGCCGCAUCAUCAUGUUGGCCCACUUCUGCGGUCUAGUCAAAAUCUACGAAGAGAAGUUAUGGAACCUGCGUUGGUGGGCCGGGCUGCCAGUUGCUGCUGGCAACGUGGUGUUCUUUGGUCUCUUGAUCCAGAUGAACCGCGAGCAUAUAAUGCAAGAGAUCAAGAGUUUCCUGGCAGGACCCAUUGGAAAGGCUGCGGGCUCGGUCAACUGCUGCAAGCUCAACGACUCCCGAGGUAUCCAAGAGUUCUUCCCCCAGCUUAGCCAACAGGUCCACAGCAGUGCCGUGCUGCGGGUCCGGAUUGAGCCGGGCAUCCCCAAACUGUUGGUGAAGAUCAAUCCCAUCGAUGCGGAAGCUUUCCAUGCGAAAAAUCUCGGUGAGGUAACCCUUCGGAAAGGCGUCACAAGCCGAAGCCAGGUUGCAGUUCUGCACAUGAGCCGACAAACUGUGAAAGGAGAGGUCCUGAUGUCUGUGAAGUUGGCGGAUCUUCUAGACCUCGAGGAUGGCGAAGGUGUGGAAGUGGCGGCGGCUGCUUCAGCUUUUGCCCCUUCGUCUGGCACCGGGCGCCGAAGUGUAACUGAAACAGGCAGCAAGGCCGAUCCGCCAAACCAUAGGUUCCCGCAGCCAUCGCCUGUGUGGUCUGAUGCGCCGAAUAAGCCCAAGGCUAGCCUCGAUCCCAGCGAGUGGUUCAGGAGCCUUGAUAAGGAGAACGAUGCGAAAUCCAGGUUCAGUUCCGGGACGUUACCAGAAUGGGCAAGGACCAGCCAAGGAACCAAUGAUGGGAGGAGAAUGAGUUGGUCCCACGAAAGCAGAAUACCGGAAUUCAGAGCUCCCGCGUCUCGCUCUGGGGGGUCUCCUUCUGGAGCGUUUACCUCUCGGCCGAGCGAAGGCGUCCAACGAUCCUCAGGUGAGUUCAGACAUUGCGGCACGGCGAGUGCGCAAAGUCGUUCAUGGGAUUUCGAAUCAAGUAGCACAGAGCUGCCGAAAGCGCGUGGUCCUUCGACCAAGGCUCAAGCUUACCGCUACUCCACGUCCUCCAGCAGUUUCGCAGAGAACCGCCCGUGGAGUCAAGAGAAGCCUCAUGCGCGGCCAGAUGCAAAGGCACUGGCUGCGGGUGGCGGCAUUUCCGGACGAGUUGUGGUGUCUCCAUGUCCAGUGGCUAUCCUGGGAGCCAUGAUCGCCAUGACCGAUAUGGUGGAUUGGAGGCAGUCGGCAGUGGGAGCUGCCGCGGCCCGGCCGAUCCCCGCGCCUGCCGGAGCCGGCGGAGCUGCGGAGCGGCCUGCGGAGCGGCCUGCGGACCGGCCUGCGGACCGGCCCGCGCCGGCGCGGGAGCCGCGGGAGCUGCGGGAGCCGCGGGCGCAUUUGGACGAGGUCUGCAAACCUGAGACCAGCACUGCCACGCGCACUGGUGAAUCGGCCAGUUCACGUGCUGGUGCCUCAACACCCUCCUCUCCACCGGAGUCACCAUCUGAAGGUGAAUCGGGUGGAAGUAGCGGUUCCAACCUGAGCGGAGCCAACAGUUCUGUGUCUUCCAAAGAGAUGAUCAGCGUCACUGGAAAGGCGGCGAAGGCGACGAGUUCGACGAGUUCGAAGUCGCAUCCCUGCGGUACCCCUCAGACGCGGCUUGCGCUGGUGCCUUGCAACGAGACCUGCGCAGCUGGGAUGAAGCGUCGCGAAUCCAUGGGCAGCCUGUUGAGAAAGAGGAGGACCAGCAUGCUUGGCCUGCUACAACAAGAGCUGGCGGAACCCUUGCACGAUGCUUGCAAUCGCAGCAAGGUGCCAGAGAGCUGGUUACCACCUGCAGAUGCCAACACUGGAAGCUUAGAACGCUCAGAGCUGGGGCUGGAGGCAACUGCAGAAGUGAGACGGUGGCUGCUGGGGCAAACUUCAGGACAGCAAUGUUCGCAGGUGAUCUUGGAUCGUGCCCUGACGGUGUUGUCGAACUUCAAAUUGGCCAGUGGUUGUGAGCUAGAGGUCCUUGGAGGACCUUUGGGUGCCUUGGUGGGUGGCUACAGCGAUGCAGAAUGGCUGUACGAUGAGGUCUUUCAGAAACACCCAGCGGAUGCCAUCCGGGAGUCCUUCUCGCUGAUGGGCUUCCGACAGCGGCCCGAUGGGGACUGGUCCAACCUCUCCGUGGAAGAGGUCUCCUUGGUCUACCGCCGAAUGUGUCUCCGGGGUCAUCCCAGCCGUGGAGGAUCGCCAAAGGACUACCUGAAACUGCAGGUGGCAAUGGAGGUGAUCAAAGCUUUCUGCGGAGAUGCGGGACCAUUGCAGUUGAACCAGACGCCUCUGCGACACGAAGGACUGAUGAUCUCCAGCGAUCCCUCCGUGGAGAAAUCUGAGGGGCACUUUGUGUUGAGCGACUUGGCCUUGGCCCAUGAACUGCAGCUGAGUUCGCAGGAGGCUGAGGCGGAGGCCAACCAACUGAGCAGCGAACAUUUGGAGGAGCUGAAUCGAGCCUUGGAUGAAUACAUCCUGAGGCAGAUGUGUUUCAAGAGUGAAAUCGUGGAUGAAAUCGCUCGUCUUCACGAGGACUCCGCAUACGCCAUCUUGGGCGUUCCCUCCAGUGCCACGGAUGCUGAGAUCAAGAAGGCUUAUCGGCUCAUUGCCAUGCAGUGUCAUCCAGACAAAGGUGGCGACAAGGAAGACUUCCAGGAGCUGACGAAUGCCUAUGAAAAGAUCAUGGAGCAGCGCCGUGGGGCUGAUGACAAAGGCUCCAAGGACCGGCGCUUCAGUGACAGUGACACAGAGGAGACGCCCGAACCCAAGAAGGAUCAUGCUGAGCAAAAGAAGGCUGAAGCGAACGCAGAGGAAGAGAAGGAUGAAAAGAAAGACCAGGCCUCGCAGGCGGAAGGAAAGGGAGGCCAUUGUCAGGACAAUGCAACUCUUCUGGAAAAGGCCAGCAAGGCUGCAGAGGAAGCAUCCCGCUAUGCCAAGACGGCCGCGGAGUUCGCACACCAGGCAGCUGAAGCUGCUGAAACUGCGCGAAAGGACCAGGAGCGUGGAAGUCGCGAGGCUGUGAUCAAGUCCGUGGCGCACUCUGCCAUUGUGUACACCCUCACUGUGGUGAAGGCGGUGCGAGCUGUCGGCUAUGCCACCUUAGAUGUGGCGGCGCAGUGCCGAGCUGCAGCAAAGCGAAACCCUGAAGCGGUGAGCUGUGCGGAACACGCUGUGACGGCCAUGAGUUUGGGCCUGGAAGCCCUGAACUCCGCACUCUCGUGUGCAGAGGUCACCGAGAUCACGGCGGCGGAGCUGCAAGCUCCUUGUGGCGCACAAGAGCGCUUCGCAGGUGCAGCGGUGCGGGCCUCGCUGGCCGCCGCUGGGGCAUCCAACGUGGCCAUGUCUGCCGCCAUUAGCGCGGUGGAAGGUAGCAGACAGUGUGCCAAGGCUUUAGAAUCCAAGCGACAGGAUGAGUCUGACGUCGGUGCAGAUGAGGCCACUGAUGCUGGCGAAGGACACCCAGAUUCGGAGGGCAGCAGCGACUCCGAUGAGCGCCACGCCUCGCCACGCAAAACGAACACCGCCGGUGCCGCGCAGCCGGGGGCACCAAGGUGGGAGACCCGGCUGGGACAGCUGGGACAGCUGGGAAGAUACCGCAGAUAG